AGCCUGGAGGAAAUGAUUAUAGCCAAACCAGGGAAAACACCAAUUCAGCUGUUACAUGAGUAUGGCACAAAGACUAAUGUCACUCCUGUGUAUGAGUUUGAAAAAGCUGAGGGACAAGUGCAUCUGCCCGUCUUCACCUUUAAAGUUACCAUGGGUGAAAUAACUGGGACAGGAGAAGGUCCCAGCAAGAAAAUUGCAAAACAUAGAGCUGCAGAAGCUGCACUGAUCAUUUUAAAAGGCAGCUCUAAUUGUAUUUCUAUGCCAGACCACAUAAUCCCUGAAUCUUCCAAUCAAGCACAGAAUCAGACCAAUCCUAUAGGAUCAUUGCAGGAAAUGGCUAUUCGGAAGGGAUGGAGACUUCCUGAGUAUUCACUUGCACAGGAGAUGGGACCGCCGCAUAAGAGAGAGUUUACAAUGACUUGCAGGGUAGAAACAUUUGUAGAAACAGGGACGGGGACAUCUAAAAAAUUAGCAAAGCGAAAUGCUGCUGAGAAAUUACUUGUUAAAUUCCACAGUUUUUCUGGAGACAGUGUCAACAUUUCUUUAGGAAAUGAACAGAAUCAUAAUUUAGGAUGUACAUGGGAUACCCUUAGAAACUCUUCUGGAGAAAAAAUUACAAUUUUGAAGAGGAAUCCACUCAGUAUUCCUAAUACAGAUUAUGUCCAACUCCUUGGUGAAAUUGCAGACGAACAAGGUUUUAAUGCAACGUAUCUGGAUAUAGAGGAGCUGAGUGUAAAUGGACAGUACCAGUGUCUUGCAGAACUUUCAACUAAUCCAAUCACAGUUUGCCAUGGGACUGGAAUCUCCUGGGGCAACGCCCACAACGACGCUGCUCACAAUGCACUACAGUAUUUAAAGAUCAUGGCCGGAAGGAAAUGAGCUUCAAGCAAA
This is a messenger RNA of Euleptes europaea (tarantolino), 891 nucleotides long. RefSeq names its product protein activator of interferon induced protein kinase EIF2AK2 (gene PRKRA). The record is from RefSeq and is a predicted model, not a curated record. The coding region runs from base 13 to 879 and encodes 288 amino acids. NCBI's taxonomy places the organism in Eukaryota, Metazoa, Chordata, Lepidosauria, Squamata, Sphaerodactylidae. The transcript has 7 exons.